This is a messenger RNA of Ochotona curzoniae (black-lipped pika), 3825 nucleotides long. It is a transcript of the gene ELOA, whose product is annotated as elongin A. NCBI's taxonomy places the organism in Eukaryota, Metazoa, Chordata, Mammalia, Lagomorpha, Ochotonidae. The transcript has 11 exons. Gene Ontology annotation, biological process: transcription elongation by RNA polymerase II. Bases 35 to 2314 code for a protein of 759 amino acids. Gene Ontology annotation, molecular function: protein binding. The record is from RefSeq and is a predicted model, not a curated record. Gene Ontology annotation, cellular component: nucleus; elongin complex.
CAGUUCCGGCGAGGAGGCCGCGCCAGUGACAGCGAUGGCGGCGGAGUCGGCGCUGCAAGUCGUGGAGCGGCUGCAGGCGCGCCUGGCCACGAACCCGGACCCCAAGAAGCUUUUGAAAUAUUUGAAGAAACUCUCCACCUUGCCAAUUACAGUAGACAUCCUUGCGGAGACCGGGGUCGGGAAGACGGUGAACAGCUUGCGGAAGCACGAGCAGGUCGGAGGCUUCGCCAGGGACCUCGUGGCCCAGUGGAAGAAGCUGGUUCCUGUGGAACGAAACAAUGAGCCCGAGGACCAGGACUAUGAGAAGAGUAGCUCACGGAAGCGCCCCCGGGAUGCUGUCCAGGAGGACGAGGAUGGGGAACAGGAGGGAGAUGAGCAGGAGCCCUGGCGGGCCUCUGGGAGCCAGGCCUACAGCCCCGACCACAGACAGAAGAAGCACCGGAAGCUGGCGGAGCCUGAGAGGCCUCAGCGGGCAGCCCCCAGCCACGAGAGGAGGGACGAGAGGAAGCGCUGCCAUCGGGCAUCACCCGCCUACUCCUCCGACCAUGAGUCCUCCGAUUACGGCCACGUCCAGUCCCCACCGCCGUCCGCCAGCCCGCAGCAGGUGUACCUGGACCACUACAGGUCCCCAGAUGAGGACCCCGAGCCCAUCAUCCCACCCCAGAAGUCUGGCAGAGCUCACAGCAACGCCUUUCAGAACAGACUGGGAGUGAUCCCAGAGCGGCAGCCAGCUGAGCCCCCAGCGAGAGAGGCUGGCAGCCACCGCAAGGAGCACAAGUCUUCCCACAGGGAGAAGCGUCCCGGGGAGGCCAGAGGAGACUCGGGGAGCAGAGAGAAAUCCCACAGCCGGAGGCCGCCCUCGGGGGACAGCACGCGGGAGAAGCCACCCGCGGGUGGACUCCAUAAGGAGAAGGAGCGAGACGGGGGCAGCCUCAAAAAGAAGGUUUUGCCCGCCUCGGAGGUGGCUUCGGACAACCACCUUAAAAAGCCAAAGCACAAAGACUCGCACAAAACCAAAUCAGACAAAAAGCCGAGUGUAGACGGCGCUGGCGCGGGCAAGGGCCACACCGAGCCCCCGGCCAAGGCCAAAGGGAAGGCGUCUGACGGCCUCAAGACGCAGGAAGGCAAAGGGAAGGCCGGCAGGUCGGAGCGGAGGCCCAAAGCCGAGGAGGCAGACACGGAGGACGGCUUUGAGGAGCCCACCAUGUCAUUUGAGUCAUACCUCAGCUACGACCAGCCCAAGAAGAAAAAGAAAAAGACUGUGAAAACUUCAGCCGCAGCACUUGGAGAGAAGGGACUGAAAAAAAGUGACUCAAAAAGCACUAGUAAAAGCUUCAACUCGGGGCAGAAGCUGCCCAAGGCGAACGGAAGCAAGGUGGAGAAGCUGCAGCCGGCCGCAGCCGACUCAGCCAGGCCCAAAAAGGUCCCCACGGACCCGCUGCCGGCGUUGCCAGAGCUCCCCCUGCCCAUGAUCCAGAGCAAUUACCGUCCACUUCCUUCCCUCGAAUUGAUCUCUUCCUUCCAGCCAAAGCGAAAAGCAUUCUCGUCCCCCCAGGAAGAGGACGAAGCGGGGUUUACUGGCCGGAGAAUGAAUUCCAAGAUGCAGGUGUAUUCCGGUUCCAAAUGUGCCUAUCUCCCCAAGAUGAUGACCUUGAACCAGCAGUGCAUCCGAGUUCUUAAAAACAACAUCGAUUCCAUCUAUGAAGUGGGAGGUGUCCCUUACUCUGUGCUCGAGCCCGUGCUGGAGAGAUGCACCCCUGACCAGCUGUACCGCAUAGAAGAGUAUAAUCACGUAUUAAUUGAAGAAACAGAUCAAUUAUGGAAAGUUCAUUGUCAUCGAGACUUUAAAGAAGAAAGACCAGAAGAAUACGAGUCGUGGCGGGAGAUGUACCUGCGACUCCAGGAGGCCCGCGAGCAGCGGUUACGACUGCUGACGAAGAACAUUCAGUCUGCCCACGCCAAUAAGCCCAAAGGCAGACAAGCAAAGAUGGCCUUUGUCAACUCCGUGGCCAAACCACCUCGCGAUGUCCGAAGGAGACAGGAGAAGUUUGGAACUGGAGGAGCAGUUGUUGCCGACAAAAUUAAGAUUAAGCCAGCCCCGUAUCCUUCCGGAAGUAGUCACACCUCCAGUAGCAACAGCUUCCAGGCUAGCCCCGAGGAGCCAGCCUACGACGGCCCAAGCACCAGCAGUGCCCACCUGGCGCCAGCGGUCAGCACUGUUUCCUAUGAUCCUAGGAAGCCAGCUGUGAAGAAAAUCGCCCCAAUGAUGGCCAAGACGAUUAAAGCCUUCAAAAACAGAUUCUCCCGGCGAUAGAGGAGGGCCUGCCCCCGAGCUGGAAUUGGUGGGGGCAGGGGGACAAGGACAGUGGGAGUCGGGGCCUGGAACUUGGAAGGAAGCCGGCGUCUUUCGCUUUGUGGAAACUUCGGUCUCACAGUGGCGCCCGUUGGUGGGCAUCACCCCAGCCCUGCCCCCACCCACCCGGAGCACACUUCAGGGUUCUAAAGGAGAUGUGACACCUCAGUUUCACUGAGCAUUUUAAGGUCAAUUCUACUUUUGUUGUUAAUUAGCAUCUUUGUAAACUAUAAGACAUAGUUUUAAUUAAUAAAUAUUGCCCCCAGAUUGUAUUUAUAUUACCCCACAGGUUAUUUUUGUUUUGGUUUUUUGAGGUUUUUUUUUUUAAUUUGUUUGUUUGUUUUGGGUUUUUUUGGUCCUCUUCCACUCACUCAGCCUCCUCCCGUGGGUUCUUUAUUAGAGCUGCUGAGAAAGCAGGUUCAGGUCAGCUCUGCUGGGUGGACUUGAUGCACAGGCAGGGCAAGGCGCCCCUAGAGCCCAUGUGGGGCUUGCUGCGUGUGGGCAAGGAGUGCCCGGACAGAGCCUGCCCUGUGGGCUGUCCCUCCCUGUCCCUCCCUCCCCCAGUGGCUGGUGCUGUAGGGAGGCAGGCGCAGAGGUCGGCAUCCGCCCUCCAUCCUGUAUUUUGGGGUGUGUGUGUUUUGUUUUGUUUUAAGGUUUACUAGAAGGCACAGAACCUUGGGAGAUGAAUUUGCACAAAAUCUCAAUAUUUUUACAAUUUCCAAUUUCUGAUUGAAAAUUUUGGGCUUUUUCUCCUCCCUACCCCCUCUUUUCCUGUCUCAUUCAUUCUCCCCAUCAGCUUGUAAGGCAGGGGAAGGAGCCCAAACAUGGCAGGGUUCCCCACAGCUCUGGAGAGCUGUAAUCGCCAGCACUUUAAUCUCUUCUGCCCUAUGAACUGCAACAGGAAGUAAAGGAUUUUAGCAGCUGGGACGCUUCGCUUUGCUCUGCCUUUUCAGAGGUAGGACCUUGUGAAGGCGCAGCAUGGCAGUUUGCCACACUGGGUAGAGAAACUUGUGGUGUAGAAACUCUACACUAUACUUGUUUUUUUGCAUUUCUCAGCCAAGAUUUGGAAGAGCGGGAAGCGUGUACACCACGAUGUCGGGGUUGGGGUGUCCAUAUCUGGACUCGCACUUCCUGAGUGGACAGGGCAGCCAGAACCCAAUGAGGAGGGUAACACUGGCUGCCUCUGUGGCUGCCCGAGAGGACAGAUCUGAGUGAAUGUGUGAGUCUGCUCGGGCAGAGGCCCAGCAGAGGGACAGGCUGCGAGUCAGAGGUGUGUGUCUUCUUAAGGGAACCCAGAAAUCAGACUGAGCUUGUGGCCAUGUGACCACCCGAUGGACCCUUAGCCACUUGCAGCUGUCGCUAGACGGUUCAGCUCAGCCGACUGAGAGUCUGUGCAACAAACACUCCACGUCCUUAGUCCAGGGUGCCUGUUGCGACAGGACAGACUGCUGCAUCAAAGUCACUGCUAUUUU